AUGGACUCCGCGCAUUUUACGCUGCCCACCAAAGCCGAUAAGCCAGGUUCUCCGCGACCCAAUGGCCGAACAACCGAACAAUACACUGGACAUGCAUAUGAUGCAGUAACUGAAUUGGGCACGGAGCUUGGCAGGCUGGCUGUGGGAGAUGGACGAAUCAGACACAUCAGCAGUGGCUUCUGGGCAAUCUUGGACGAAGAGGUGGAUGACCUGAAGAGUUUACUGAUGGACUUCCCGGAUGAUACAGAGACUUCGAACGCACCCAUCACGUCAAACUCCAGACCUACCGACCAGAGCUUCAUCUUUGGGAUAGGUGCUCAGCAUCAUUCCGUGGAAAACUGCGACAGGCUUAUAACAAUUCUAUCUAUACCUACAACGGAGCCGAUCAUUUUACGAGCCAUCAAGCAAUCAAAUUGUAUACCUAAAGGACUUGAGGCACUCAUAUUCUCCAUUUACUUCGCCGCUAUAGAGAGUCUCACGGAAAGCGAAUGCUGCGACAUCUUCGGUAAUCACAAGGGGGCUCUCAUCGACAGAGCCCAAUUCAUUGAAACGAAUGAGUUAAUAGUGUUGCAAGCUUUUGUCAUCUUUCUCACGAGCUUCCGGAAUUACGGCAUCAUCAGGCUCAUGCGCAUAUUGCGGUGGAGUAUCUGCGUCCUUGAUUUCCGCCCAUGCGAAGAUUCUGGCCACGACGCUACGCUUCCUCACAGCGGUGCAAACACCCCUAUACCAUUCAACAUCAACGAUUCGGACUUGUCCGUACGCAUGAAAGAGACUCACCAAUCGCGGUUUGACCUCACGGAAAUGAGCUUCAACCUGAUUGGCUUUGAGGCGACAUCUCUGUUUCGACAACUCCAAUACUCCUCGACCAGUCCAUUGGGGAAAUGGGGGAAAGUUGUCGACCUUCGACUUCGUGAAUUUUACCUGAAAUAUUGCAACCUAUCUGAACUAUUUCUUUGUAUUCCAAAAUACUGCCUGGCUCUAAGCCCACAAAGAAGACCUAGAAAUGGAGGUGGCUAUACGAGACACAUACACAAUGGUAUGCGCUUACCUUUCUUGCUCUCUGCCUUGUGUGUUCGGGCUGAAGGCGAACAUCUCUCAAGCUCUUGCCAUAUGAGAAGUGCUAAGAGUCAAAGGGGGCCAUCGGACAUCGACGAAAUUUGCUGCGAUGAAUAUAAGCCAUUACGGCGGUUGAUAGGGAAAGACCGAGCCGCCAGAUCCCGAGCACCUCUACUGAAAGGAAUUGUUCCCCAGGGCCCUGGCGUAGGCGCAACACACACGAUUGCACAUGAAGAGCUCGGCAUAUCUGCAGAUAACGAAACAUCAGACUUGGGGCAUUUCAUCAACCAUGCGGCACUGGAUUGCAUGUACGCCGCGUCAGAGGAAACACCGGGAGUCCAUCACCACUGGCUUUACGAUCUAGAAUUCCCCAACCAAGUGCAUGAUGGAAUGUACGGCGGCAUGAACUGGAAUACCACAGUCGGCAUGGAUGAUUUGAAGCCAUUAACUUAA
Trichoderma citrinoviride is the source of this 1509-nucleotide messenger RNA. RefSeq lists its product as hypothetical. The record is from RefSeq and is a predicted model, not a curated record. The transcript has 9 exons. Bases 1 to 1509 code for a protein of 502 amino acids. Lineage: Eukaryota; Fungi; Ascomycota; Sordariomycetes; Hypocreales; Hypocreaceae.